This is a messenger RNA of Uncinocarpus reesii 1704, 1656 nucleotides long. RefSeq lists its product as uncharacterized. The coding region runs from base 1 to 1656 and encodes 551 amino acids. The transcript is spliced from 2 exons. The record is from RefSeq and is a predicted model, not a curated record. Lineage: Eukaryota; Fungi; Ascomycota; Eurotiomycetes; Onygenales; Onygenaceae.
AUGGACGAACCCCCGAGCCAUAAACCUUCGGGCGGCGAACCCCCUUCGCUCAUACCGGGUCUCGACGGCCAUGAUGAACCACAACAGCAAGCCCAGCGUGCACCGCUUGCCUCUCGUCCCAAUGCUGCUGCACGACACUCGAAACGUUUGACGCUCAAUUUCCCCAUUAGCUCGAAUUCCCUCCCGUCCGAGCAGGGCUCGCCGCGCGUCAUGUCCCCGUUGGCUCAAUCCUCGACGUUUCCGUCUCCCAGUCGAUCCUCGGCUACGACUCCGGCAUUGAACGAGCCGGCUGAUGAGGGCUACAUGUUUCUGACUGCUCUUGCAGCCCAGGAGAGAAAAGUGCUUGAGCUUAGGGAAGAACUUCACAAAGCCGAGGCGGAGCUUGCAAAUCUCAAGAGACAGUGGGCGAUGGGGGAGAAAGGAAGGAGGAAAACGGAGAUUGUGCAUCAUGCAGAAGUCAUGAAGCCUCUCAAGCCGCCGCCGGCGGAAUCGAUCGUGAAUGGAAUAGAUGUUGAACGAUCCACGCCUUCUGACCUUACCAAGCUCGCGUUACAGACAAGAAUGAGUCGGGAGCUUGAGAGGAAAGGUAGCCAUAGGAAAUCGGGUUCAAAUCUUCCCUCCGGAGGUGGUUCCUUUCCGUCUGGACGGCCAAGGACCGUCUUUCAAAGCUCGCGUCAUGCCCGAACACUCUCGCUACUCUCGCCAAAUGGCCUUGAGCCCUUCUCUCCAACGCAAAGCGCGGAUGCAUCGAAGAGCCUUGAAAUAAUCCGAGGCUCCAGCCACCCUAGAUCCGCUACCCUUCCUUCAAUCGACCGUACCGAAGGCAAUUCGAGCGAAAACGUCGUUUCGACAGCCAGAGUCAACAUGGAUCAACGAACUCUGUGGCGGCGUUCGUUACCUAUCGCUCAGGAUGGGACCGCGGAGACGCUGAUGCGCACUGGGAAACAGAUGGCUUCAGAUCUGAAAGAUGGCCUAUGGACAUUCUUGGAGGAUAUUCGUCAGGCGACGGUUGGCGACGAAGGAAUCAACGCGACAGAGUCCAGGUCGAUUCAAGGAGCCCAUCGUCCCUCGCGUCCUCCUAAGCGGGCCGGCAUGCACCCUUCUACGAGUCGAGAGCAGUCCAUAGCAUCGUCGACUGCAACCAGAUCCGUUACUUCGAACAAACCUACAAGCAAAACGUCGACCUCAACCCGGGAUGACAUAUCAUUUUGGAGUGAAUUCGGCAUCGAGUCUCCCGAGAAACCCAAAACGACCUCCAUCAAAUCCAAGUCCAAGGGCAGGAAACAAAAGGCUGAAGAGUCGAGUCUUUUAGACGUGGAUGACAACUGGGAUGUAUGGGAUACCCCUCAGCCCAAAACUCAUACUCCAUCAUCAAGCAGUUCCACAUUUCCUUCUUCCCGGCGAGACCCGUCGCCUUCGACGAGGGCGAGUAGUCCUCGGACAAGUGCAAGUUUCGCAGACCUUAAGGCCGUCGAAGAUGCGAACCGCGCCGAUGGCAACCAGUCCGAAAAUAUUCCUUGGCCGGCAUUGACGAAACUCCAUCCCUCUAACCUGACGCGGACGGCAUCAAGUCUAAUGGCGGAAUGGGAGCGAAGCUUGUCACCUUCGCCGUCUCCCUCCCACGAUAACGAAUGCAAGGACCUGAAAAGCGACUGA